Hypomesus transpacificus is the source of this 2665-nucleotide messenger RNA. RefSeq names its product complement factor B. Gene Ontology annotation, biological process: complement activation; proteolysis. Bases 98 to 2401 code for a protein of 767 amino acids. Lineage: Eukaryota; Metazoa; Chordata; Actinopteri; Osmeriformes; Osmeridae. The transcript is spliced from 18 exons. Gene Ontology annotation, cellular component: extracellular region. The record is from RefSeq and is a predicted model, not a curated record. Gene Ontology annotation, molecular function: serine-type endopeptidase activity.
UCCCAGUUUAUAUAAAAGUGAUGUACUCUUGCUUUUGUGGGCUUCACUCUGCAGUAUCACACUGUUGCUGGGACAAUCUCGUGUUUUGCAACUGGAUAUGCAGGCUGUAUCUAUCGUGUGGCUCAUCCUCACUGUUCUCUCUCUCCAGCUCGUGUGUAUGCAGGAGACCUACGAUGAGGGGGAAUACGAGUACAACCACAUGGAGUACCCUCAGAACUGUUCCAUCAGUGAGGUCAUCAAAGGGGGACGCGUGUCGUACACGCAGGCUGGCGUUCCUGGUAGCUGGCUCACCUAUCACUGUGAGCAGGGCCAGUAUCCCUCCCCUGUCUCCUAUAGGCUCUGUGGAAUGGAUGGAGAGUGGUCUUCCAUGAGGCUGGCCAGUGGAAGAAAGGUUUCACAAGCAAGCUGUAAAGAUGUUUUGUGUCCGGGCCAAGUCCAGUUGGACAAGGGAGAGUUCUGGCCCAGGGACCAGUGGCUGCGUCCAGGACAAAACCAGAGCUUCUCCUGCCACGAGGGCUACACUAUGAAAGGCUCUGCCCAGAGGACCUGCACGCUGGACGGGGACUGGACUGGGACCACCCCCCUGUGCAGCAAGCAAGAUGAUGACUGUACAGACCCAGGCAUCCCACCAGGCGCUCUGCGGACCUCUGGUCGGCUCCGUGUGGGAGACAAGAUCCAGUACCGCUGCCAGAGUGGCAUGGAUCUGCUGGGUUCAUCUGAGAGAGUCUGUCUGGAGGCCCGAGAGUGGAGCGGCUCAGAGCCUCGAUGUCAGGCACCGUUUGCCUUUGACUCUCCCAGCUCUGUGGCCCAGGCCAUGGGAGGAUCCUUCUCUGGAGUCAUGGAUGUCCUUUCUCCAGAGUUCAAAAAGAAAGAAAAGAAAGUGACCUUUGAGCGCGUGCUGCGUAUCGCCGAUGGCCGCAUAAACAUCUUCAUCCUGCUGGACACCUCCGGCAGCAUCACCGCACAACAGUUCGAGCAGGCCAGGAGUGCCACCAUCGCCCUCAUACGCAAGUUGGACAGCUAUCAGGUUCAGAUGAGGUUCCAUGUGACAUCAUAUGCCAGCACGGCCAUAAAGAUAGUGUCUAUCUUGGAUCCCUGGUGUGACAAUGCUGAUGAAGUCAUCAAACAACUGAUGGAAUUUGACCACAAAAGUCACAACAGCCAGACCGGCACCAACUUGUAUGACGCUCUACACACAGUCUACGAAGAGAUGUCCUUUCUCAAACUAAAUAAAAAAGAACGGACAUACUUUAACCAGACGCAGAACGUCAUCCUCAUUGAGACAGAUGGGUUCUCUAACACAGGCUCCAGUGCGCUGGCGAUGCUGGCCCGGAUACGGGUUCUCCUGGGGUACAGUCCCACGUCCCAGGAACACUCUCACGAGGACCUGCUAGAUGUGUAUGUGUUUGGAGUGGGAGAGAAAGUGAAUAAAAAGGAGCUGAAUGACAUUGCCUCCAAUAAGAGAGAUGAUCGUCAUUUGUUCAUCCUGAGGGAAGUCAAGACUCUGGGAGAGGUCUUCAACACCAUGAUCAGUGAUGAGAGUGUGAUCAUGUGUGGUAUUGCACAAGAGGAUGUCUCCAGCAACAGUAAAGCUCACACCAGACCCUGGCAUGUCAACAUCAUCACGACCGGGUCUAGAAAUGAGAAGUGCCAGGGCACCAUCAUAAGCGAGGACUGGGUUCUGACGGCCGCUCACUGCUUCUCCAACGCUGGCCACAAGGGGCUGGAGGAACAGAAGACCACUAUUGAAUACGGGGGAGGUUCAGUAUCGGCUGGAAACCUGUUUCUGCAUCCUCUGUAUGACGUGAUGGGUCUCAAACACAAGAACGUAAAGGAGUUCUACGACUAUGACAUUGCUCUGGUGAAGGUGCAGAAGAGCAUCCCAAUCUCUCAGAAGGCCAGGCCUAUCUGUUUGCCGUGCACUAAGCCAGCCAGCCAUGCUAUGAAGAUGGGGCCUGAUUCCACCUGUAAACAGCACUGGAAUGCCUUAUUGCCAACAGAGAUGACCAGAGCCUACUUCAUCCACAAGGAAACCCGCAAACAAACACACAUCCACACUGGUAGUAGGAGGCCUGACUGUGUGAAGCAUGCAGAGAGGACCCUGACCCAGAACACGACUGUAACUCUGGAUGAGUAUGUUCCUGACAGGUUCCUGUGUACCGGAGGAACCCCGUCACAGAUGGAUGCUUCCAGCACCAAAGGUGACUCUGGUGGUGGUCUGUUCUUGACCAAAAGAAUGAGGAACUUCCAGGUGGGGGUGGUGAGCUGGGGCACGGUGGACAUAAACAAGAAGCCAAGCGAUAAGGAGCACGCUCGAGAUUUCCACAUCAACAUCUUCAAGCUGAUGCCAUGGUUGCGGCAGCACCUGGGGACGAAAUUGGACUUCCUUCCGGACGAAUGAGUGCAUGAUGACAUCACAUCCUGAAAAGAUUUUUCUAUCCUGUUUCCGAGGAUGUGGACACUUCUGACACUUACUCCCAAGUUUCCACUUGAUCAAAAGCUUUAAAUGCAUACUUGAACACUCUGCCCUGCGCCUUCCCACUCCCCAUGAAAAGGUGGGCUAGUUUAUAUUCAAUGGCCUGCUAGCUGAACAUUCUACUCUCCAUAACUCUUGUGUAUUUUAAAUGUCAUGUACAGCAUCUUCAUAUAAACAAUAACAGCUUCA